AUGUGUGGUAUUGCAGGUUUUAUCGGUCGCGCUCCCAUUCCGCAGGGGUAUGAGUUUGGCAAGGUACUGGACAAAAUUAAGCAUCGCGGCCCUGAUGCAUCAGGGAGUAUGAUUUUCAAUCAAAAUAAAGGGAUGCUGGGACACACCAGGCUGUCUAUUCAGGACUUAAGCGAUGCUUCUGUUCAACCCUUUCAGCGAGACCAACUCACCGUUACUUUUAAUGGUGAAAUAUACAAUUUUAAAGAGCUUCGGGAAGAGUUGAGUUCAUACGGUUAUCGUUUUGCAACCACUGGUGACACUGAAGUUGUCUUAGCAGCGUAUCAACAUUGGGACAUUGAGUGCUUCAAUCGAUUCAAUGGUAUGUGGGCAAUG
Messenger RNA from Trichoplax adhaerens, 372 nucleotides. RefSeq lists its product as uncharacterized. NCBI's taxonomy places the organism in Eukaryota, Metazoa, Placozoa, Uniplacotomia, Trichoplacea, Trichoplacidae. The annotation marks the transcript as partial. The transcript has a single exon. The record is from RefSeq and is a predicted model, not a curated record.